Lutra lutra (Eurasian river otter) is the source of this 4423-nucleotide messenger RNA. It is a transcript of the gene ADO, whose product is annotated as 2-aminoethanethiol dioxygenase. The record is from RefSeq and is a predicted model, not a curated record. The coding region runs from base 366 to 1178 and encodes 270 amino acids. NCBI's taxonomy places the organism in Eukaryota, Metazoa, Chordata, Mammalia, Carnivora, Mustelidae. Gene Ontology annotation, molecular function: oxidoreductase activity, acting on single donors with incorporation of molecular oxygen, incorporation of two atoms of oxygen. The transcript has a single exon. Gene Ontology annotation, cellular component: mitochondrion.
CCAGCAUGCUCUGUAAGACGGACAGAGCGCCGGGCCACCGUCGUAGGUGUGGGCCACUUGAAUGGAACGUUGGGCGUAAUGCAAAGCCUUCCACGGUCCGCGCGGCUGGUACCUGCUCCUUGGGCGUGAGUGCAGCGUGUGGGUCGUGCGCGUGCGCGCUCGCCGGAGGCGCGGGGCGGUUGCGCCGGACUGUUGCGGGCGUGAGGCUGCUGAGGGGUGCCGCGCUCCCGAAAGACCGGUACUUGCGGGGCCUCUAGCUUCACCCCGGGCUGCGGGCAGCCCUGGCGGCCGCCGGAGACCGCAAAGGGCGGAAGAAAGCAGGGGGCGGCGGGGGCCGGCCUCGGAACGCGGAGGAACAGCCGAGCAUGCCCCGAGACAACAUGGCCUCCCUGAUCCAACGGAUCGCCCGCCAGGCGUGCCUCACCUUCCGGGGCAGCGGGGGCGGCCGCAGCGCUUCCGACCUCGGCGCCGCCCCGGGCCCCGAGGCCCCGAUGCCGCAGGGCUUUCCGGAGAACCUGAGCAAGCUGAAGAACCUGCUGACCCAAGUCCGCGCCGAGGACCUGAAUAUCGCCCCGCGUAAGGCCACGCUGCAGCCAUUACCGCCCAACCUGCCGCCGGUCACCUACAUGCACAUCUACGAAACCGACGGCUUCAGCCUCGGCGUGUUCCUGCUCAAGAGCGGCACGUCCAUCCCAUUGCACGACCACCCGGGCAUGCAUGGCAUGCUCAAAGUGCUCUAUGGCACCGUUCGCAUCAGCUGCAUGGACAAACUGGAGGCGGGCUGCGGGCAACAGCCGCGGGCCCCGCCGCCGGAGCAGCAGUUCGAACCGCCGCUGCAGGCCCGGGAGCGGGACGCUGUGCGGCCAGGCGUGCUGCGCUCGCGGGCCGAGUACACCGAGGCCAGCGGCCCCUGUGUCCUCACUCCGCACCAGGACAACCUGCACCAGAUCGACGCUGUGGACGGACCCGCCGCCUUCCUGGACAUUCUGGCCCCGCCCUAUGACCCCGACGAUGGCCGGGACUGCCAUUAUUACCGGGUGCUGGAGCCCGUCAGGGACAAGGAGGCCUCCGGCUCGGCCUGUGACCUGCCCCGAGAGGUGUGGCUCCUGGAGACCCCGCAAGCCGAUGACUUCUGGUGCGAAGGGGAGCCCUAUCCAGGUCCCAAAGUCUUCCCUUGAAGCCGCUCGCGCCUGGCUGCUGUGGGCCGAAGACAUGCCCUGUUCACAUCUGGGCCUCGCUGCCCGCGACCCACCAUAAGGGCUCUGUCCGUACCCCCAGGCCUGGGCGUUGGAUCUACUGGAAUGGGCUGUAGCCGCUUCCUCCGGAGCCGUGGGAAGCGCUGACGUCUGGAGUGCAGCCACGGGGCCGGGUUAGGGGGUGGGGAACGCGGGUAGACUAGGUUGUUUCCUGGCUCUGUCACUGCCACCGGGGUUUUGAUUUGGGGGAAAGGGGGGAAGGGGGACUAUCUGAAGCGCUUCCGUCCUAAAGCCAUAAUGAAAAUAUUCUUUUCUCUGUUCCUUAUCCUAUACAAAAUACACUAAAUGCCCCCACCCCCUUUACCCGGGUAAAUAGGGUUUGUUUUCCACUUAUGUCCUAUGCCCUUUUACUUAUUGUUAUAGUUUUAACUUAUUGACUGCAUGACCCAGUGGUUUGAAUUGUUUUUAGUUCAAGUCAUUGGUAAAAACUAGGCUUAAAAAGAUGAGCUACUACUUAAAAUGAGCUAUCCUGCCUAAUUCAUUCGUUAUGGAAUAGAUCUUUUUUUCCAGAGUUGGGGCAUCACUGCAAUAACAUAACUAUGCAUGUAGAGGACAAGAUUUAAUUUCUUUCCUCCUCUUGCCCAGUAGCCACAUCUGGUUUACUCUGGCAGCAUCUAGUAAGAAAUUUAGCACCUGCAUAUCUCAGUGACAAAUGGUCACUUACAGCUUCUCUUCCCCAUGAGUCUCCAGAUCUGUGAGUUGAACAGAUUGCUUGUUGCAGAUUGACCUUUAAUGCAAAAACUAUAUUAUCCUCAAAUGACUUUUUUUUUUUUUUUUUUUUUUUUGGUCUUCGUGUGCUUUAAGAAGUUAGGGUAAUUCCAUGUUCUCUAAGGAGAAGAUUCAAAGGAGCUAAAUCAGCAUGCUUCCAAACAACCGAAUGUAAAGCACUCCUAGCCAGCUGUUGAAGUCCAUGCCCCUAUUUACUUCCAGUAUUUUCCUGCAAAAAUAGAGAAAGAUGUUGAUGACUGACUGAGAUUCUCUCAGGAGCUCUAGUGUUCCAGAAGGCUGGUGGUUCCAGCUGUAUUGUUUUGGUGGCAGUGUUCUCAAAACCCCUCAGAACAGUAGAGAGCCAGUGUUUGCUUCAUCCAGUGUAGUUUUCUAUAGGAAGAGAGAAGGCACAAAUGAUCGAGGCUACAGAAUAGAGAAUUACCUAUACUGCUGGCCAUUUUAGAGCACCAAAACUUGGGACAAAGUACUUCCUAACCUCUUAAACAAUUGUGCUAUCUGUAACUAGUUUUAUUUUUGUCCUUUUAGGAAGCUCAGCAACUUUACCUUGUUUACAAAUGUAUUUACACUAUUUGCUUCAGGCUAUGGAGCACUAUUGUUUCCCUCUUUUUACUAUUUAUAGGAUUCCUUUUUCACAACACUUUUAAUAAAAACAAACUGUAGAAAUAAACACGUUAAAAAUCUGCCCAGCUGUUGUCUAAGCCCUCUUGAUUGACUUGCCCAAAUGGCAGUCCAGUUCUAAGGUCUGUAAUAAAGGGAGAUUUGCUAUUGGUGGAAAGUGUCCCUGUAGAAAAAACAGUAUGUGCCCUUGCCUCUUUGUGCACACUGGGUUACUAAUGCCCCAGAGUGAAGGAAUAUUUGUUCCCAGUUUUUUAGCUAGAAAAACAAAUUCUUAAUUUUUUUUUUUUUUUAAACAAAAAAGAUGCUUAUUCAAUGCGAAAUGUCACUCUCUUGUAAAACCUGAGACAGGCAUAAUGCCAGGCAUUUCUUCCAGGAUUGCUAACAUUGUUUGUUGGUAGCUUCACAUUCUGGUGUGGUUUAAUCUGCCUUGGAGGCAGUUUAAAGCACUUUUUAAUGCCAUUCAGUUUAAAAAUAAUCCUAGAUAUGCAAAUGAUUAUCUUCUUAAAAAAAUGUUCACAAAAUGGGUUUUUUAAUAGCACAGUAAUGAAAGUGUAUGGUUACCAAUCACAUAAUCUCCCCGUUCUGAAUUAUAGCCAAAAUUUGAUUAACUUAUAAAGCUUGUUGAUAGUGAUAUAUAUGCUAUAUAAUACAACCUGGUGUACAUUAAACCAACAAGAACUCAUUCUUCCAGUAGGACAGUAAUAAAGGAGGACUUGUUUUUCCAAACUUUAAAGUUCUCAGAUACAAGUUGAAUUUAAAAAAAAAAGAAAGAAAAACUAAGGUGCUUUUCAAAAGAAUAACUGAAAUUCUUGCAGGCCAGAAUAGCAAUAUGAUAUCUAAUUUAUUUCAAUAACAGUGAAACUUCUAGUUCAUUAAUAAAUUCUGAGGAAAUUAGUGGUGAAAACUGAACUUGUUUCAGUGAGCCACUAAGGAAAGAAUAUUCUUAAUGCCAAUAGAAAUUGUGGUGCAGCAAAGCUGGUACCUCUGCAUAAACUGUUGGUCAUGACUGACUUGAUGUGCUGCUGUUGUAUUUCCAUAUAUUCCUGCAAUAUAUAUAUACUAUAUUUUAGUAACAGCUGUGAGAAAAAUUUGUCUUCCUCUACACAGACUAAUGAGCACAAUGAUACUAAUCACUUUUCUGUUGAAUAACAAAUGCAAUAAUUGCCUCAUGAAUGAGAUGUCUGUCUCAAUACUUCUAAAGCUUUUGUAUUCUCUGGUUAUAUCAAAAGCCAGUUAUAUUAAUGGAGACUAUUGUGUACCUACCUAUUUUAUGAGAAUUGAUUUUUUACAAAGCUUGAUUUGCAUGGGUUGAGUUUACAGUAACUGCUGUUUAUUAAUGAAAAUCAGGGGCCCGUAUACUUGUCAACAGGAAUGGGUUCUCUGAACUUUUAAGACUAAUAGUCCCUAAAUUCUUCCAAAAUCCACACCUUUUAUUCCCCCUUUUGCAUUGUCCCCUCGUAGGUGCCUCAGCAUCUGAAGAAGGCUGUUACUGCUCGUCUAAUCCCAAUGAUUGUAUCUUGUGCCCUAGCUGCACUGCUCAGCAAAAAAGCAGUAUGUCUGUAAUUCAGGACUCAGACCACUCCCAUUCAAUUCUAAACUGAGGGCAGUGCCACAUCUGUAACCCUCCUAGUCUGAAUUCUGAACUCCCAAGUUAGAAACAAGUCAACCACUGAUCAUUUCAGUGUAACGAAGCAUCUACUGUCAAGAAAAUCGUUUGUUAAGCCCUAUAUACAACAUACUGAAUUUUCAGAUCCAGAGAUGUUUAUAUUUCUGGAUUAAAAUCAGUGUACUUAUGGAAAAUAAAGUCAUGUUUGAAAUUG